ACACACGCACACGCACACACACACACACAGUGAGAAGCUGCGGAUAAAACGGCAUGCGGACGAGAUGAUGUUAGAGAACGCAACAGUGAUGUGAGGAGCGUUUAUUUACCAAACACUGAGGAGGAAACACAACGUUCAACAGACACACAACAACAUCGACAUCAGCACUGAGACAGAUGCUACAGACAAUCCACUAAAGCAUGAAGAAAAUUCUCCAGUCUAUAUAUAAGAUUUAAUAACCUGGGUGGGAACAAAAGAGUAUGAUGCCAAGAUGAGCUGCACUCAGGCUGAACCAGAGGAGAGGCCUGCUAAUCCCAGCAACGACAUUAAUGCAAAUGCUAAUCCCAAUGCUAAAACCCAGCCUAGUGUGUGGGAAAGCCCCGUAUCGGUUGCUAACGCUUCCUUAAAUCCAAGCGCUAGUUUUAACCCCAAUGCCACGAACACCAGCGAUGAGAUGGAGUGCAAGAUCUGCUACCAGCGCUACAACAUCCAAAGCCGUAAGCCUAAGAUACUGGACUGCCUGCACCGGGUGUGUGCUCGCUGCCUUAACAAGAUCCUGGACAUCGGAGACAGCUCGGGCUGCAUCUGCUGUCCCUUCUGCCGGCACGAGACGAGAGUUAGCGACUACGAGGUGGCGGCGCUGCCGGACGACUUAAACAUCAUGGCCUUCCUGGCACUCCGGGAAAAGUGCUGGAGCUCAGACCAUGGCAAUGAGGUGGUGCUAACACCCAAGAGCUUGUCAUCCAGCAAUAGCCCCUACCACGACUCUUCCAACUGCCUGGUCAUCACCAUUAUGGAGGUCCAGAGAGAAACGCAGCAUUCACCCAGUCGCAUGGGUAGCUCCGAUGACUACGGGGAGCACAGCCUGGACUCCGUAUCGAUGGCCUCACAUGGAGGUACCAUAGACCAAGACGCGUUCACCAAGUUUUGCAACCACAUACCACGGAUUCUCGUAUGGUUGUUGGGUUUCUUUUACUUUGGGUCCCUGCCGCUAGGAAUAUACUUACUGGUGAUCCAAAGAGUGACUCUGGGGGUUGUGUGUGUCAGCCUCGUGCCCACCAGCCUUACUGUGUGUCUCGUUUAUGGAUUCUGCCAGUGUCUUUGCCAAGGUCUAUGUGACUGCUCUGGCAGAAGCUGACCGGAUACGACGGGAACGAUGAACUUACACACUUAUGAUGUAUGUGUUGAGGGGCUAAUACACUUCAGCAAUAAGCGAGAGUGCUGUUGUAAUGAACAUCAGGUUGCUCCAGCUGUGCUGAUAUUCAGUGCCACAGCUGGAUUGUCUGAUAUUGCUUUCACACAGGUUUAUAAAAAUGUGGAAUUUUAGACACCAUGCGGACAGAUUCAUCAUUAGAUUUUGGUCCAUUGAUGAAAACAGUUUCCAGAGAAACGCAGCUGGAUACGGCAUUUCGUGUUGCCAUACCAACAAUGCUGACAUGAUGUGGAAAGACGUCACAUGGUAUUUACACCAAAAGACUGCAGCUUAUCCAAUCAAAUUACCAAACCUGCCUCAUUUCUUAACAUGCAAAACAAACGUCAUGCCUGAUGACUGAGGUCUGGUGUAAAUUUCUGCUAGUAGACAUGGGGCCUCAUAUGCCCAUGAGGGGUCUCUCUUGCUGUUCUUCCAAAAUCAUUGUAUUUCUGGACAAUCUGUGAGUCAACACCUGAUUGGUCGAGUUGGGGAAGUGUUUCCAGGUUGUGUACUCGAGGGGUUUGAGACUGCCCUGAAUACACCACAGAUCCUGUAAGUUCCAUUCGGAUGAAAGAUUCGAGGUUUCAGGCUUUCGAUUUUUAUUAAUUUCACUGGGGUCAGAGUGCAGGGUCUCCCCUGGAGCACAAAAGGGUUAAGGGCCCCAAAAGAGGCAGCUUGCCUCAAAACCCCCAACCUUCCCAAAACCUUAACCACUGAGGUAGGAAGAAAUUUUAGGGGAACCCAUCCUCAUCCUCAACAGUAAAUGCCUAUUCAUUAUAGUUCCAUCAUUGUUGAGAUUAUCACCAGUUUACUGAUGGAGACUUAAAUAAUACUCCCACAGGAGUAUGGAAUCUAUAUUUAAUCUAUUUUUGCCUUACACACACACUUGCAGGAUUCCGUUACAUGGCGUUCAUUGCGUUAGAAAAAAAUAUAAUGUGCUGCUGUAUUUAAUGUCAGUAUAACGGCCAAGCUUCAGGAGCCAGCAAUCAUUUUCAUGUUUCUUCUUAAGAGUUCCCAUUUAUUUGUUGUCGAGGCAAAAGUACGAGGUGGUUUGAAACAUUUUCAAGACAUUUCGUAACACCAAAAGAUGGCAGCAAAAGUCUGCAUGCACAGUCACAGGGAGCACCGACCUUCAUAAGUUGUCCUGUGUACAUCAGGAACUGGCGCUAUGCUGACCACGUGCGUCACCAUGUCUUCUGUUCUGACCACGUGCACACCCAGUCAUCGAGCUCUUCUCACAUGUUUGUUUCUUGCCGGAAACAAAACAAUCUCAUUUACGCCUCCAUCCUACUCACCAGAUUUGGCUCCUAAGGACUUCCCCCUGUUCUUGAAGAUGAAGAUCCAGCUUGCCAUUUUGACAAUGUUGUGGAGAUCCAAAGAGAAGAUGCUUAACACAUAAAAAAAAGACUUCCAGGACACGUUUCAGAAGAACACUGUGUGCACAGUAUUGUUGUGCAAGGGGACUGUUUUGAAGGUGAUGGGGUGCAAACGUAGAUAAAUAAAGUGUUUUCUUCUUUACAGAGCGAGUCUCAAAACAUUUUGAGAUCACCUCGUGCUCCCCUUUUCAUCAACUCCAACUCGGACUCUGCUCUGCUUUUCUUUAUUUUAUUCAUUCUGGUACAUGACGUCAUUCCAGAAUGUCCAGGUACGACGCCCCCUACAUGUCAGCAGAAGUGUACAUCAUGUCUAACGUUAAUGGCGUACUGUAGGACAUGUGGCUGUCAAAGAGAAAUGAUUCCUAGUGUACGUUCCUUCAUGUAAUGCUCCUCCAACACGGUCUCCAGGAAAACAACUGUGUUUAAGAUGGAAUAAGUGUUUCAGGGUUGGAGCUCUGUAUCCUGGAGCUGGAGAAGUGUCUGGUGAAAGAGCCUUUCCAAAAUAAAGUGAAUUUCCUUGA
This is a messenger RNA of Silurus meridionalis, 3089 nucleotides long. RefSeq lists its product as uncharacterized. The coding region runs from base 272 to 1138 and encodes 288 amino acids. The record is from RefSeq and is a predicted model, not a curated record. The transcript is spliced from 3 exons. NCBI's taxonomy places the organism in Eukaryota, Metazoa, Chordata, Actinopteri, Siluriformes, Siluridae.